GUUAUCUGCUUUCCCAACGGAAGGUGCGCUCCCCGGUUAACAAGAGCGCCUCUGACCAUGUGCAGAGCGCCUUCCUUUCCUCGGAUCUGACCUUGUCCUCGCUAGCGCCUCGUGUCACACAAUCCUUCUGAUUGUGUGAGGUGGGGAAAGUUUCCUCUGAGCGGCCAGGCAAAAUAACCCCCACCCCACUCGGCAUCUUGGUUGCCAUGAUGCCUGCUGCAAUAAAAAAACUUGAGAGCACACCAAUGUAUGAUCCUCACCUUCUUAAAGAACUUGAUUGGACCCAAAAUACUGUGACAUUUUCUCCUGCUAUUUCUCCUGAUGAUCCAGGAGAGGGUUUAGUUCUAAGACCUCUUUGCAGUGCUGACAUCAACAGAGGCUUUUUAAAAGUUCUAGGUCAACUGACUGAAACUGGAAUUGUUAGCCCCCAGCAAUUCCUUGAAAAUUUCGAACACAUGCGGAGUUCUGGGGACUACUAUGUUACAGUUGUGGAAGAUACUAAGCUAGGAGCGAUUGUAGCUACUGCAACCUUAGUCAUAGAACAUAAGUUCACUCACUCAUGCGCAAAGAGGGGCAGAAUAGAAGAUGUUGUUGUAAGUGGAGAUUGCAGAGGAAAACAGCUUGGGAAACUAUUGAUGUCGACUCUUACACUGCUAAGCAGGAGACUAAAUUGCUACAAAAUUACUCUGGAGUGUCUGCCGAAAAAUGUAGCUUUUUAUACAAAGUUUGGAUACUCAGUAUCUGAAGAAAACUAUAUGUACCAAAGGUUCUUCAAUUAAAGAAUUUCCUGCUGUCAUCUCUUUUAAUCAACUAUUGGUGGAGGAGCUUGUACUACUGACUUCUCUUUUCGGAAAGCAAAUUCCCUGCAAAUAAAUAAUGAAUAGAUAUGAGACUACUGUGCUGCAGACUUUGAUUUUAGGUUUCCUUGUUAUCAAGGUAACCUAUAAGAAGUUUCCUAUUCAGCCAGUGUAUUGUUUUUGAUAGCUAGGACAUGAGCCAUCUUUGCAAGGUAAGGAUGCUUUCUAGCCCAAAGUAAUUUGAUGGGUUUCGUUUCCUUACCUUGCACUUUUCUGUAGUGUGCUGCUUUUUGUUGGCAGCUAAACAGUAACUAGUAUGUUGGAAAUGUUUUUGUAAUUUUUUGUCACAAGGAAAAAACUUGCAAGCUUUAUCUUUUGUGUUGAUCUUUAAUGCACUUCAAAAUGGAUAAUCCCUAGUAUAGAUGUGUAGCUUGGUUUUAUUAGUUCUAUUGCACUCACAAUGGAGAGAAAAUAUUACAAGUGGCAUUCUAUGCUUAGGCUGAAACAUUGAAAUACCUCAUCUUCGUCUUUUCCAACUUGGUGCCCUUUAGAUAUGUUCUUACCAUCCCCAGUCAGUACCGUUUCCCAAAACAUUGGGAAGUCUGUUUUGAACCAUUUCACAAAUUGAAGCAAAACUUGGGUAUGCAAAAUUUAUCAAUUUUUAAAUAAAUACUUUCUGUAAAAUAUAUACCAUAGUUUAACAGA
This is a messenger RNA of Ahaetulla prasina, 1502 nucleotides long. RefSeq names its product glucosamine-phosphate N-acetyltransferase 1 (gene GNPNAT1). Bases 207 to 779 code for a protein of 190 amino acids. Lineage: Eukaryota; Metazoa; Chordata; Lepidosauria; Squamata; Colubridae. Gene Ontology annotation, biological process: UDP-N-acetylglucosamine biosynthetic process. The transcript is spliced from 6 exons. The record is from RefSeq and is a predicted model, not a curated record. Gene Ontology annotation, molecular function: monosaccharide binding; glucosamine 6-phosphate N-acetyltransferase activity. Gene Ontology annotation, cellular component: endoplasmic reticulum-Golgi intermediate compartment; endoplasmic reticulum; Golgi apparatus.